Molecule: messenger RNA, 606 nt
Organism: Exophiala oligosperma
Lineage: Eukaryota; Fungi; Ascomycota; Eurotiomycetes; Chaetothyriales; Herpotrichiellaceae
Exons: 1
Coding region: 1-606 (201 amino acids)
Source: RefSeq, a predicted model, not a curated record
AUGCAUUCACCACUGGCAACAAUUAAACACAACUGGAGGGCUUUCAGUCCGCAUGAGAAGCGAAACAUCGUAAUUUACAUUAUCGGUAUCAUGCUGUGCAAGUUUGGUCUGGAAGCAUUUACCGGCUCCAUCAUUGCCCUGGCUACCAAUCGGUACGAUUACGAUGCUGCCAGGCAAAAUACCACGCCAAUCACCUUUGAACGCAUCGGUCUUCUUACGGGUCUGAAUCAAUCUUUCCAGUGCGUUGGAUCGAUUAUUAUCGCUCCCUUGGUGCGGCGGUUCCCUACCAAGAACGUCUUGGCGGCUGCCAUCUUCAUUUUCGGACUCUUUUCCGCCAUAAUACUCAUCGUGGAUGGGAGUACUGGUGGACGCAUCAAACCAUCAAACUGGUCACAGACUCAUGACGAGGAGGACUUCGCUUAUUACGGAGACUACAAUACCGACGGCAUGAUUCCCAUCUAUUGUUUUACAGGCAUAGGUUACGGAAUGGUGGAGCUUAUUCGAAGGAUCACCCCCAGGGACAUUGUGGGUGGCGACGUGGAGAAACUACGGUGCAUGGAUGCAAAAAUAUCAGAGGCUGGGUUCCGCGGUUGGAGGCUAGCCUAG